Messenger RNA from Cryptomeria japonica (Japanese cedar), 3012 nucleotides. Its product is annotated as probable Ufm1-specific protease. The transcript has 14 exons. The record is from RefSeq and is a predicted model, not a curated record. NCBI's taxonomy places the organism in Eukaryota, Viridiplantae, Streptophyta, Pinopsida, Cupressales, Cupressaceae. Bases 267 to 2237 code for a protein of 656 amino acids.
GAAAGAAUUUCAAAUCAUAGCGGAUGAUUCUUUUCUCCAAUUUUCCAUAAAAAUAAAGCCAAGCCCUCCCAGGAAACCCAACCUGAAAUAUCUUGGGAGACGCAAAUAACCUUAACUGGCACCGCUGUCGAGUUAUUUAUGUUCGUCCAAAUUUUGAAUUCUGUCGUUAUUUUCGUUCGUAUAACGGAUUAUUUUAAUGCAAUGUCCACUACAAUUCAGUAAACUCGAUUUAGGGAAAACGGAAAAAAACAGAGGGGAGACUAAAAAUGGAGAAGAACGUGCUAAGAAUUCUGUGUUCCGAUCUGAUAAAAGCACGGAAAGAGCCUGGUCUUCAAUGGCUUAUUGGGGUUCCUUUUAUGCCCUUCACCAUUAUUUCCUGUUUCAAAUGUAUUCACACCGCUGGCAAUCCCUUCGCUCCCAACUACACUGCAGAAGCAGAAGACUUGCAAGUGUUGCUUCCUCGGGGACUUGAAAUCAUUGGGGCAUUAUAUGUAAGUGACACCAAGAGUAGAGAGAAUGCACUAAAGGCUGCGGAUAGCUUUUCCGAAUUGAAAAGAUAUCUUCUCUCGGUGCAAAAUGAGAGUUCUUUUGUUACUGGUUCAACCACCUCAAACAUAGAUGGUAUAGAUUAUUUUAUAUGCACAAAGGGAAAGAGCUUACUCAUAGAAAAUUUUGAGUCUGUCAUACAUGAAGAGAAACCUGCACAGUACCUAUGGGAUGCUGCAUGUCUUCUCUGCUGUCAAAUGUCACUCAGUUUGCCAGUUUACUUCUCAUCAAAUAAAUCUUCAGAGGAACAAUUUUCUCUAUUGGUUGAAGACUUUGCUGCGAAUCUUAAAGGACCAAGAGCUGUUUUUCAGGCAGAGAAAGUGGUUAGUCAGUCUGAAGGAUGCUCAUCAGUCUUAUUACAAUGUAUGGAGUUAAAUGAUAGUGCAUCACAAAAAAAUAUCGAUUCUUUGAAAAGGAGUAUUGGAAAUCAGAAUGCAUGUUUUUUGCCUUGUUCAACCUUGUGUUCAACUGAUAAGCAUGUUUUGUCAGCAUCUGGGGUAGAGUUCCCAGAACCAAUUAAGAUAACAGUUUUUUAUCAAUCAAGUCACAAUCUCAAAGCUUUUGCACCUCGGGUUGAUUAUAUUCCUGUCAAGGAAGAUGUAAGGGUUAUAACAGUAAAAGUAAAAUUAGACAUAGCAUGUGUUGCCUCAAGGGAACUUUCUUUAUCAGAUGCAGUUUCAAAGUUGAUUAUACCAGGAUUGAUUGAGCAGCUAAAAGCAAUGUGGAAAGCAGCAGAUACAAAAACUAGAAAAUCAAAGCUGUGCAUAUAUCAUUUUUGUCCUUCAGGAUUCCUUCAUCCUGUAACAGCCAUCUAUGACCUUAGCUUUGGUGAAACUGAAAGAAAACAAGUAGAAGAAAGGAAGAGGCUUCAUGUCCGACUCAAAUUACCCUUAGAUCGGCCAAUGGUACGAGCUGCAAAUGCUUUUAUACUUGCAAGCACUGAUGCUGCUUCAGGCACUUACACCACAAGAAAGGGCACAAUGCGGCUAACCAAUGUGCACAUUGGCCUUUCAAGCAGUGGGCUUGCUGGGGGACAAAUGAGUUUGGUAGAAGGUUCUUAUGAAUACUACCAUUAUCUUCAAGAUGGCCUUGAUGACAAUGGUUGGGGUUGUGCGUACCGUUCUUUGCAAACUAUCAUAUCAUGGUUUAGGCUUCAACAAUACACCUCAGUUGAUGUGCCAUCUCACAGAAAAAUACAAGAAACUCUUGUAGAAAUUGGUGAUAAGGAGCCCUUAUUUAUUGGAUCACGGGAAUGGAUUGGAGCUAUUGAACUUAGCUUUGUUUUAGACAAACUGCUUGGUACCAUCUCUUACUGCCUUCUAGUUGGAGUUGGAAAAGAUAUAAAGGAAAAUAUUAAAGUAAGCUGCAAGAUUUUAAAUGUAAGAUCCGGGUCGGAGCUUCCAGAGAAAUGUCGUGAAUUAGCAUUACACUUUCAGACACAAGGAACUCCUAUUAUGAUUGGAGGUGGCGUCCUAGCUUAUACACUCCUUGGAGUUGACUACAAUGAGCUGAAUGGAGAUUGUGCAUUUCUUAUUCUAGAUCCCCAUUAUACAGGGACAGAUGACCUAAAGACAAUACAAGUAAAUGGAUGGUGUGGAUGGAAGAAAGCAGUCAGUAGCAAAGGAAAAGAAUUUUUCUUGCGUGACAAAUUUUAUAACCUAUUGCUUCCACAAAGGCCAAAUAUGGUAUAAACAUGCAAAAGUCAAUGAUUCUCUUCUGUACACUCCUAUGGACUAAAUUGCCUUUUUUAGCAAAUACUUCAAUUCGAUUACAGGCCCUUCUUUUUGGCAAAAUCUGUAUUUGAUAUUAAUUGUGGCAUCUGAAUUAGUAGUUUGAAGUUUUUGUGGUAUUCUUUUUAGCUAACCAAUCAAUAAGCUAUAACUGAUCAUAAGUCAUAACAUGGCAAAUAAUGUGGUCUAAAAAUUGCUUACCAUUGUGAAAAUCAUUAUUGUAUCCUUGCUACAAUUUCGACUGGUAAAGCAUGGACCUUUUAUUAGGGACGGUGGCACAGGUGGUGAGGGUACGUAUGUCCCCCCCAAGUCUCCAUGUCCUAGAGAUGUCCCCGAACAAAAAAUGCAGGGAUUUUUGGGGCGGUGGGAUGCAUCCUUAUGGUACACUAUUUAUAUCUCUCAUGAGACUCGCAGAGAUGAAGCUGGGAAUAAUUAUUUGGUCGGUGCUUUGGUGGUCGCUGCCUCUGACUUUGGAUUCUUUAAGUCUUAUAAUGCUCAUCUUAUUGUUAUAUAGUUUAGUGUGCUUGAAUCUCUUUUUUUUUUAUAUUUCCACGGUUCAGGGCUUUGAGAGAUGACAACAUUUUGAAUCAGUAUGGUAGACAAACUUUUAGACAGAUUUAGGCACCAUUAUUUGUUUUUAAGAGGAAACCUGGUUUCACAAGGAAAGCGUACUUGGUUUGAUUGCACUCUAAUGGCCUUCUAAUUAUAAAUAAGAAUCAAAAAGAGAUUUGAGUCA